Esox lucius (northern pike) is the source of this 5383-nucleotide messenger RNA. It is a transcript of the gene plch2b, whose product is annotated as phospholipase C, eta 2b. Gene Ontology annotation, biological process: phosphatidylinositol-mediated signaling; lipid metabolic process. NCBI's taxonomy places the organism in Eukaryota, Metazoa, Chordata, Actinopteri, Esociformes, Esocidae. Bases 350 to 5083 code for a protein of 1577 amino acids. The transcript is spliced from 21 exons. The record is from RefSeq and is a predicted model, not a curated record. Gene Ontology annotation, molecular function: calcium ion binding; phosphatidylinositol-4,5-bisphosphate phospholipase C activity.
UGCAAAACACACUUGUGUGUAGAGUAAUGGCUGCCUCACUGGGCCCUCUGCUGUGGUGAAGAACAGGAAUGUGUGGAACAGCCAGGGCCCUUCCUGCCUCUCCGCUCCCAUGUCUUCUGGAUGGACACUUAGCAACUGAGGAGGUGGAACAUGACGCAUUUGGCAACCCCCCGAGAACCGAAGAUUCAGAAUAUGGAUUUCCUUCCUGGAUUAUGGUAGGGAAUUUGACUUGUCUUUAGGACGCUCGUUUUGGUUUGACUCACAGUCCAGCUGGAGGGAGGAAGGCUGUAGGCGUGCGCCGCUGGGCAGAGGACAUGAGCAUGAGGGACAGGUUUGUAGACCUGGCUAAAUGGGCAGUGCAGGAAUGAACGUCAACUCAUCCAUGGCACCGCUGUUUCCAGGGCUGAAUUUCAACUUGUCUCCGGGAGUAAAACCCACCAACGGACCAAUGAUUGCGAUGAAAUCAGCCCGACUAAGCCUCACCACCUCCAACACCACCCCGUCUCCAGUGAAGAGUGCAUGCUUUGCUUCCGCCUCCCAGGGACAGUUCACCCCACCUCUGUCCUCCCUGAACCCAGGGAAAAGGGCCACCACCUCCAUUGGCAGGACCUCCAGGGCCCCGAGCCCAUCCCUCAUGACUUCCCCAAAGAUGUGGCAGAAAACCUCCAUCUCCAGACUGGCAGAAGACUUCUUUUGGAUAGGUGGAAGCCUUGUAGCACAACCCAAAUGGAGAAUGGGUCAAUAUGUGGAGAGGUGUAUGUGUACCAUGCAGACAGGCACUCAGAUGACCAAACUCAAGGGGAAAAAGAAGGGUCUGGUCAGGUUCUUCUACCUGGAUGAACACAAGUCCUGCAUCCGCUGGAGACCCUCCAGGAAGCACGAUAAGGCUAAAAUUACCAUUGACUCAAUCCAUGAAGUGUGUGAGGGGAAAAAGUCUGAGAUCUUCCAGCGCUACGCCGAAAGCCGUUUCGACCCGAACUGCUGCUUCAGCAUUUACCAUGGCGACCGUGUGAAGUCCCUUGACCUGGUCUCCACCAACGGAGAUGAUGCCCGCACCUGGAUUACUGGCCUGAAAUACCUCAUGGCCGGCAUCAGUGACGAGGACAGUCUGGCGAAGAGACAGCGCAAACGGGACCAAUGGUUACAACAAACCUUCUCAGAAGCAGACAAAAAUGGGGAUGGCAAUUUGAGCCUCAGAGAGGUUCUCAAGUUGCUCCGCAAACUCAAUGUGAAACUGCCCAAGCAGAAGGUCGUGGAGAUGUUCCAAAAAGCAGACACAGACGAUAACCAGGGUUUGUUAGCUUUUGAAGAAUUCUGCACCUUCUAUAAGAUGAUAUCUACACGGCGAGGCCUCUAUCUCAUUAUGCUCUCCUAUAGUAAUAACAAAGAGUUCAUGGACCUAAAUGACCUGGUCCAUUUCAUGGAAAAUGAACAGAAGAUGGUUGGUGUAACCAGAGAAUACUGUAUGGAGACAAUCAGUCAGUUUGAGCCAUGCCCUCACAACCUACAGAAUAUGGUUCUGGGCAUCGAUGGUUUCACCAACUACAUGCGAAGUCCUGCAGGGGACAUCUUCAACCCAGAGCACCACUUUGUGCACCAGGACAUGACCCAGCCGCUGUGUAACUACUUCAUUGACUCGUCCCACAACACCUAUCUGACAGGAGACCAGCUGCUGUCUGAGUCCAGGGUUGACAUGUAUGCCUAUGUCCUCCAGGCUGGCUGUCGCUGUGUGGAAGUGGACUGCUGGGAUGGACCAGAUGGAGAGCCUAUCAUCCAUCACGGCUAUACCCUGACAUCCAAAAUCCUUUUCAAAGACGUCAUAGAAACCAUUAACAAAUAUGCCUUUACAAAGAAUCCGUACCCUGUGAUCCUAUCCAUUGAGAACCAUUGCACAGUGCCUCAGCAGAAGAAGAUGGCUGAGUAUUUGGUAGAGGUACUGCAGGAAAAGGUGGACCUGUCUACGGUCAAUAUGAAUGAAACCAGAAAGAUGCCCUCCCCAGAGCUCCUGAAAGGGAAAGUCCUUAUCAAGGGAAAGAAACUCCCCAUGAACAUUGAUGAUGAUGCUGAGGAGGGUGAUGUGUCGGAUGAAGACAGUGGGGAAGAGGAAGAAGAAGAUGAGGAAGACACCCGAAUUAGCACAGAUGGGAGUGCUGCUGGCACUGCAGAUGAAUCCAAACCCAAGAAACCCCAGUCUAUUAUAGGCAGCUUCAGACGCAAGAGGAAAAGGAAGAAGAAAAAGAAGCACAUGCUCCUUCCAGACCAUGCGGACCAAGAGAACCCCAUCGUGAGAGACGAAACACAAAUUGUGUAUUACAACAGGAGAGGGAAGACGAUGAGGUUAUCCAGAGCCCUUUCUGACCUUGUCAAGUACACCAAGUCUGUCCGCGUCCAUGACAUAGAAACACAAGCGUACAUGAGUAGUUGGCAAGUGUCUUCUCUCAAUGAAAGCAUCGUGAACCAGAUAAUGGCUCUGAAGCCAGCUCAGCUGGUCCGCUUCAACCAGAGACAGCUACUACGUGUUUACCCCUCCAACUACCGCGUGGACUCCAGUAACUUCAACCCACAGCCAUUCUGGAAUGCAGGAAUCCACAUGGUUGCACUGAAUUACCAAACAGAGGGCCGCAUGCUUGAACUGAACAAAGCCAAGUUCUCAACCAAUGGCAACUGUGGAUAUAUACUGAAGCCCAAGUGCAUGAAUCAAGGGUUCUUUAAUCCUAACUUGGAGGACCCUUUGCCAGGACAGAAGAAGACUCAGCUGGUACUUAAGAUCAUCAGUGGUCAGCAACUGCCAAAGCCUAAAGACUCAAUGCUGGGGGAUAGAGGGGAGGUUAUCGAUCCCUCUGUAGAGGUGGAGAUCAUCGGUCUGCCGGUCGAUUGCUGUAAGCAGCAGACGCGGGUGGUGGACGACAACGGUUUCAACCCAAUGUGGGAGGAGACCAUGGUCUUCUCACUCCACAUGGCCCAGAUUGCACUGGUGCGGUUCCAAGUUUGGGACAAUGAUUCACUAGGACAAAAAUUCAUCGGUCAGAGGACCAUAGCCUUCAUCAGCAUGAUGCCAGGUUAUCGCCAUGUCUAUCUUGAGGGCAUGGAAGAGGCGUCCAUCUUCGUCCAUGUCGCUGUACACGACGUUUCAGGAAAGGUCAAGUCAAGUAACGCUGUCAAGGGUCUUCUGAAAAAAGCUACAACAAAAGGGUUGUUGAAGGAGCCCAAGGUGGUCUCUGCAGACCUCUCCAAUUACUCAUCCGAGGAUGCUCGCCAGCGCUACCGUAAAGAGCUAGACUCCAACUCCCAGGAGAACAGCGGGAAUGGCAGUAGGUUGAUGAUCCCUGCAGGGUUGGACUGCCUUCAAAGAGGGGCUCAGAGCGAACCAGUGAAGAGAGCUAACAGGGUGAAAACUCUGGAGGAGGAAAUCCAGAGUGGUUGCCUGAAAGAGCAGAAAGGGAAGGAGAAAAGUAAAGGGAUCCUUUUUCGCAUGUCCUCCACAAUCUCCGGCUCUGGGGCUUCCCUCCCGUGCAUCAAUGCUAAAAGCCCAGAACCGGAGGAUGUAUUUCAGUUGUCUCACCCAAAGGUUCCAGAACCGGAGGAUGUAUUUCAGUUGUCUCACCCGAAGGGCCCAGGACCAGAGGAUGUAUUUCAAUUGUCUCACCCGAAGAGCCCAGGACCAGAGGAUGUAUUUCAAUUGUCUCACCCGAAGGGCCCAGGACCGGAGGAUGUAUUUCAGUUGUCUCACCCGAAGGGCCCAGGACCGGAGGAUGUAUUUCAGUUGUCUCACCCGAAGGGCCCAGGACCGGAGGAUGUAUUUCAGUUGUCUCACCCGAAGGGCCCAGGACCGAAGGAUGUAUUUCAAUUGUCUCACCCGAAGGGUCCAGAACCGGAGGAUGUAUUUCAGUUGUCUCACCCGAAGGGCCCAGGACCGGAGGAUGUAUUUCAGUUGUCUCACCCGAAGGGCCCAGGACCGAAGGAUGUAUUUCAAUUGUCUCACCCGAAGGGUCCAGAACUGGAGGAUGUAUUUCAGUUGUCUCACCCGAAGGGCCCAGGACCGGAGGAUGUAUUUCAGUUGUCUCACCCGAAGGGUCCAGAACCGGAGGAUGUAUUUCAGUUGUCUCACCCGAAGGGCCCAGGACUGGAGGAUGUAUUUCAAUUGUCUCACCCGAAGGGUCCAGAACCGGAGAGACAAAUUAUGUUGUUUCAGGCAUCCUGGCCACAUGGGGAGCCCCAGUCUGAGUCCAUUCAUGCAGACUGUCUGGGCCAGGAGGUCCAGUCAGAGUCCAUUCAUGCAGACUGUCUGUGCCAAGACAAGCCAGGUCAGUCAUUUGAGCCUGAGUGGCCAGACCCAUUACAGAUUAAAGACUUAGCUGAAGAACCAAAGGCCAUCACUAAACCUGAACCCCUGGCUGUAUCAGAACCUCUUAAUCAGCCCCAAGCCCUGUCUCAUGCCCUGCCCCAAGCCCUGUCUCAUGCCCUGCCCCAAGCCCUGUCUCAUGCCCUGCCCCAAGCCCUGUCUCAUGCCCUGCCCCAAGCAGUGCCCAAGCCCUUCCCCCAGACCCUUCCUCAUUCUCUGCCUCAACCCCAGGCUCUUCCUCAUGCUCUGCCUCAACCCCAGGCCCUUCCUCACCCUGAGGUCAUUCUCCGAACACGACGCCCACCAUCCUCCCCUGUCAGAGUAAGGCGGACCCUGGAGACCAUAGGCAGCCAAGUUCCCUCCGGCACAUUACAGACAAAGGCCCGCUCUCGCAGUGUUCCACGCAAGCAGCACGCAUUCUCCAUGACCCCUGUAGCUGACCGCAGGGUUGCUGUUCACUGGCAGCCUCGAAUACCUUCCCCUCCUCUGCUCCAGAACCACAGUAGCCAUGGCCAGCCAGCGAAGCCUAUACCCAACGGCCUGCGCCUGUCUGACAGUGACUCCAGCAGCAGUGACAGUAUAGACAGUCUGAGUCUGGAGCUCCUGCCCUCACGUGUGCCUGUCAGAGGGCAGAGGGAAGUUGGCACGCUGCAGAGAGAGAUGAACGCCCUCUUUGACCAGAAAAUGAGGGAGAUUCGCUGUAAAUCACCACUCUUUUUUAAUGAUUACUCUACACUAUAGUUAUCAGUCACUACAAGGACCACGGUAGUCAAUUGGAAUAAGCACGGGACAUGGAAAUACACUUUUAAACACAUUACAUUGUAUGUAUGUAGAUGGUUUAUGUAUGCAGAUUUACAAAAUGCCAUUUCACAUUGAGACCAAACAACUUUAUUAGAUAUAGUAAUUUAAAUCCAUGGUUAAUCUGGGUAUUUAGAUUUUGUGUCAAAAUGCAUGUGUUUUGAAUAGAAUGUAAUCCAAAAGUGGUAAGUAGUUCUAAAUGGAAUAGAUUAGAAAAUAAAUUAAUUAUUAGACUGGUUUCAU